Messenger RNA from Paramisgurnus dabryanus, 4664 nucleotides. The record is from RefSeq and is a predicted model, not a curated record. NCBI's taxonomy places the organism in Eukaryota, Metazoa, Chordata, Actinopteri, Cypriniformes, Cobitidae.
ACGCAGCCAAUCUGAAUCCCGUGACGAGGAGAGAGGCAGGGUCCCAAUAUUUAACACACAGGGCACUGAUACAUCUACACCUGUCACUGACUGCUUCCCAUGAAGAGCAACUACAACAGCACUUUAUCUCUUCAAAACCCGAUAAUGAGGAGUUCAUGGCACAGGACUGGUGAUCAGAGAUCCGCGAUGCUCUCGUGAACUCAAACGGCGAUUAUUUUUACCGGGACAUUUAUAAGAUUCGCGUGCGUUUUGCGCAAACGCGCGUGGAGAGAUGGACAGAAAGGAUGCGCUCUGUAUGUACUGAACCUGUGACGAUGCGACCACGCGUCUGAUUUUCACCAGAAUUAUCUCAACUAUGCCGACAAGAAAUAUUUCUUGAUCCGUAAGGACGCACCGGGAGAUGCCAGGAAGAUUUUGUACCUGUUUACGCAUGGAUCUCCCAUCAUAAGAAGGAUUAUUAUAGGCUACUGGAAAUGAUAGAAGAUAUUUACCACAAGCACCUUUAAAUAUUUAUUAUUAUUGUUAUUAUUAUAGUGACACAUAUUGUCGCACUUUUUAAUAUUAAACAUUUUUUACAUCACUACAAUACAUGUACUUUAACACUAUGAAGACGAUCCUCUUACGCAAAUUUCGCGUGCUGAUUUUAUUGGUGUUUCUCGUCGCAUGCACCAUGCACAUCAUGAUAGACCUGUUACCCAAACUGGAGAAACGCGCGGUCGGAUCGAGCACCGGAGCGGGAGGCGGCUGCUCGUGUCCACACAGCCCGGGCGAGGAGCCUCGAGCCUGGGCCAUGCAGCGCUCGGAGCCUAAAAAACACUCUUUGAGACUACUGCAGGAUUUCAGCAACGAGCCCAACUCGAAUCUGAGCUCGCCGGAGAAGGUGACAGAGAAAGGCGAGUCUGUGAAGAGACUACAGCAGGGCUCAAAGACUCGAGCUUUGAUGAAGGAUACAGUGAAUGGCGAGAAGAGAGCUGUCCAGGGUUCCUCCAGACUCAAACAGCUUCAUGCGCAUCCUCUUUAUAACACUGAACUGCCACAUUUAUCCGAUGAUGACACCUUAUUUAACCUCAACACUGAAAUCAAAUUUUACACCAAACCUGCAGAUCCCCAAGAAUGGCAAAACGAAGGCAAUGAGGAAGAUGAGUACAGUCCGGCAGGAGAGGCCGCAGCUGACUCAUAUCCCAACUGGCUCCGCUUCCACAUCGGGAUUAACCGCUACGAGCUUUACUCCAGACACAACCCUGUCAUUGAGUCUCUGCUGAAAGACCUGACCUCUCAGAAGAUCACCAGCGUAGCUAUGAAGUCAGGUGGCACCCAGUUGAAGCUUAUCAUGUCUUUCCAAAACUACGGACAAGCCCUGUUCAAGCCCAUGAAACAAACCAGGGACCAAGAGACACCUCCAGACUUCUUCUACUUCUCUGACUUUGAGCGGCACAAUGCUGAGAUCGCUGCAUUUCAUCUAGACAGAGUUUUGGAUUUCCGGAGAGUUCCACCGGUGGCCGGCCGCUUGGUGAACAUGACACGUGAGAUCCGGGACGUGACCCGUGACAAAAAGCUCUGGCGGACAUUCUUUAUAUCCCCAGCCAACAACAUCUGUUUCUACGGCGAGUGUUCAUACUACUGCUCAACCGAACAUGCCCUGUGCGGGAGGCCCGACCAGAUUGAAGGCUCACUGGCUGCGUUUCUUCCUGACUUGGCAGUAGCUAAGCGCAAGACCUGGAGGAACCCUUGGCGCAGAUCCUACCACAAACGCAAGAAAGCUGAGUGGGAAGUGGAUCCGGAUUAUUGUGAUGAAGUCAAACAGACUCCACCAUAUGACCGAGGAACACGUCUUCUGGACGUCAUGGACAUGACUAUUUUUGACUUUCUGAUGGGAAACAUGGAUCGCCACCAUUAUGAAACGUUUGAGAAGUUUGGAAACGAGACCUUCAUCAUUCAUUUGGACAAUGGCAGGGGAUUUGGAAAACAUUCUCACGAUGAAAUGUCCAUCCUGGUCCCCUUGACUCAAUGCUGCAGAGUGAAGAGGUCAACGUAUCUCCGACUGCAGCUGUUGGCUAAAGAAGAGUACCAGCUGAGCUCUCUGAUGGAGGAAUCUCUGCUGCAGGACCAGCUGGCGCCCAUCCUAAUUCAACCGCACCUGGAGGCCAUGGACCGCCGCCUGCGUCUGGUUUUGAAGGUGUUGGCCGACUGCGUGGAAAAAGAUGGUUUCUCAUCAGUGGUUGAGGACGACCUGAAUGGAAAUCCCACCUCGAACCACCACCAGGGACACAGGAGGUAGUGAGGACUGAAUGUCCGUCCUCAACGGUCGAACCUCCACCAUGAGCCUCCGGCGUUACUGAGGCUUGUGCUCGAGUCUCUCUGAAUUCAGUGAAUUCCAAGACUUGCCAACAUUGCCUGUGUGGAGAUAAUAUAAGAUAUACGGACACUAUACGGACGUACAUUUGCGUGUGAUGUCAGAGGAAUGCUGGGAAAAUAGUUCUUGUUUAUCGAUGGUUCACUGCAGUUGGAGCUGGGGAAUGUACUUUCUUUGUUGCAUCCUUGAAAAGUUUGCUGAAAUAAUUUAUUACAUUUGCAUAUUUAUCUCUAAGAGUUGAUGAGUGUACAGAGGACAUCUUCGGUGUACCAACAUGGAGAAAGGAAAUAAAUGUCAACAAUCCAUCUACAAUUGAGAUUCUUGGAAAAGCACAUGAUAUUAUUUAUGUUAGCUCUAACAUAAGGGCAUGUGCAAGCUUUAAUGGUAGUGCUUCAAUGUAGUUCUCCUUUGCGAGGACACUUCAUCACGCAUUUCUUUCCGGUACGUUCACAAUUUAACAUCAUUCGCCGCCAUCCAAACUAACUACAUCCAAAAGCCAUCGUUUAAAAAGCAUUGUGCAAUCAAGCCCGUUGUGUCGUUUUCUGCACUUUUGUUGUGUUUCAUUUGGGGUACUUCAGAGGUGAAGUGCACACUUCAUUUGAGGGUAUUCAUUGGUGAAGCAGGCGGCCUCCGUGGAGAACGAGAGAAUGAAUCUGAUUGGUCGUUUGGUCGUCUGGUGCCGGAGGUGAUUCCCUUCUCAGGCCCCACGCUGAAUACACCUGCUCUCUCUUAAUGAGAACCUUAAGGACGGCGUGAUGCCGGCUCGUGUUUGUAAUGUUAGUCGUACUUCACGCCGCACUUAUCUUCUCUAUCGUCUGUGAUCUCAAUGCUUGAUUAUGGAGUAGAGUACAAGCCUAAGGUAAUGAAACAAAGCUUUAAGGGAUUAACUGGGGUGCAGAGAGUGUGCCGAACCAUGUGAUAUGUAAAACCUCAAGCAAUAAAACCUCUUUGGUGUUAAUGUGUAGUUUUUCGACUGCAGCGGGGCACAGGACGUAUUAUUUGUUGUUUGGUUGCUUUGUUUUUAACGUUGUGCAUUGGUCAUUGAUCAUUGGUUUUAAACUGCACCCCACAUACCCAUUUAAUUCUGCGUCCCAUUCAAAGUCAAAUGUAUUUGUACCGCUUCAGUAUGGCAGGUGUUUCAGUGUUAACAAAGACAUCAGUACGCAUCCGAAUCGAGGAAGGUGAAUAAUGCUUUGCAACCCAGGUAGCAGACGACUCUAGGCCGGAGCUGCUGAGUUUGGCGUGGAUCCGGCCCAGAGUUGUCUGCUGUAUGGAAAUCCUGUCAUUUGUUUUUCAGCUGUAUGGUUAUUAACAGAAAGAAAUUAAACACUUUCAUUUUCUACUUUCUCAACGUGUAUUGAUUACCAAUCGUUUUAUUAUGACAUCAUUUCCUUUUUUACCACUUUGGCUUUGUUGUACAGUACUAGACUGUGAGAAAAAGGUACAGGAGCUGUCACUGGGAUGGUCCUAGUGUGUAACAUUUAGGUAUAGGUACAGUAUGUACCUCCAAGGGACUAAUAUAGGUACAAAUGUGUACUUUUUGAAAGGUAAGCGCCCCAUUGACAGCUUUUGUAUCUUUAUUUCUGAGAGUGUUGUAACAUUUACUCUGCUGUAUUUUACUGCAAACAUUUCUGUUACAUUACAUUGUAUAUGCUUUCAGGUCUCACUUAACAGUAUUUUGUAUUGUGUAAACUAUUGGCCAAAAAGGCAACAGAGUGCCUUUAACUUUCAAUAGCAGCAGUGAGUGCCCAUCCAGCAUGAACACACUCAUAAAUCAUUUUCCAAGAAAUAUAAGUUGAUCUAAAAAUUGAACUAAAGUAGUCAGUACUGUGUGUUAAAAACUUACAUGGCUAUUUAUUAAAAAUAAAAAGUAUGUUUGCGAGGAAAUACUGUGGGUUUUUUAGAUCUGUUUUUUUUUUCAUUUGAGAUUUGUUUAGCUUUAGAACAAAGUCCAUGUUCCUUGCAGAUGUUGUGUAAAGUUGAAUCUUUGAGAAGGGUCACAUGUGUUUUCUGUGUUUAACCCCAGUGCCUGUGCAAUGCUUGAGAAACUUGAAUGUUUUGGGAUUAUAUAAACUGAACUUUUAGAAGCCCACGGCCUGGACUCGAGGGAUUAUGGGAUUCUUGUGGCUUCCAUGAGCCCGACGGACUCAAAAACCCAUGUUGUUUGUGUGUUUGUGUACAUAUCUAUAAAUACGGUACGUGGGUCCAGGAAGUUGUUUUUUUGGAGCAAAAAUACUUUAUUCUUUUCUCUCUUAGGCAUUGUUACUGUGAAGACCUGUUUGCAAAAUGAUAAAAGUGUGCAAUAAAUGAA